This is a messenger RNA of Rhodofomes roseus, 2285 nucleotides long. RefSeq lists its product as uncharacterized. The record is from RefSeq and is a predicted model, not a curated record. The transcript is spliced from 5 exons. Lineage: Eukaryota; Fungi; Basidiomycota; Agaricomycetes; Polyporales; Fomitopsidaceae. The coding region runs from base 226 to 1818 and encodes 530 amino acids.
GUGAGAGCUGCUUAGGUAAGCGCGGGGGGUGGCGGGACGGGAGAGUCGGUUGUUUGUCGCCGCCGUCGACAUUCUCGCCGAGGCCGCUGUCCCGCCCCUGUCCCCGACACAGCUCUCUGUUCAGACCCGCCCAGCGUCGCGCGAUCAGCAACGUGCUCCCCCACGGGACGCCGCCCACGCUCAUUUCUGCCUAUCGUCUCGCUCAUCUAAUCUGCUUUCCCCGCCAUGUCUGACCCCUUUUCAGGACUCUUCCCCACAGCACCGUCGACAUCAUCCUCGACCGCCUCUGACACAAGCACGAGCACGAGCACGUCUUCCUCUGCGUCCUCGUCCUCGUCGACUACCUCCUCUUCUUCGAGCACCACCUCCAGCUCCAGCUCCUCGUCCAGCUCCUCGUCUAGUUCCUCUUCGUCCAGUUCCAGCUCUUCAUCGAGCUCCUCCUCUUCCUCGCAGUCUUCCUCAAGCUCGACUGCGUCGGCAACGUCCAGUAAUGGCUCCUCUACCAGCGCUUCCACUAGCACCCCGACGAGCACUGGUAGCGGGUUCUCCACCAGCUUGGCCACCAUGACCAGCAACGGCGAAACCGUGGUUGUCACCAGCUUCCUCCCCCCGGCCUCCCAGACUGCCAACAACGACACUGCCAGUGGUGGCUCGACUUCGUUCUUUCAAAACAAAGGCGAAGUCGCUGGUGUCUUCGCCGCUGUUGGUAUUGUGGCUGCGAUCAUCAUCAUCGCCCUCAUCACCCAGGCCAUCCGCAGGCGGCGCGCUAAGGCAUUCGACGACGAAGUCGCUGAUGCUGCCGCCGAGGCCGCCGCACAGGCCCACGCGCCCAACUUCACCGAUGAUGACUACGGCUACCCCGAGGAUCGUGCGAAGGAAUUCGGCCCCUAUUCUGACACUGCCAGUCAUGGCACGUACACCCAGCCUCCUAUGCAGCCUGGUGAGAGCUAUAACAUGGCCGAGCUCCCGCACUUCGACCCGUACGCCGUGGCCGCGGGUGCCCCCGGCGAGCCUUACGCCGCUGCUGGCGCGGCGGGCGAUCCCUACUCGGUUGCGGGUGCUGCGGGCGCUGCGGGUAUUGGUGCUGCAGGGCUAAAUAGGGCUCGGAGCAUGGGUCAGAACAACCAAUUGUCCCCGUACAACGCUUUCGCGCAGCCUCAGGCGCCGAUGCCCCAGACGCAGGCCUACCUCGACAACCCGUACGGUGCCGCCGCAGCUGCGCAAGGCCAGCAGAACGCUCCCCAACGGCACGUUUCGCACAAGUCAAACACUGGUACGGAAGCCAGCUUUGACCUCCUCGAGGCUGCCGGACUCGGUGGUGCCGCGGGCGUGGGUGCAGCAGCAGCAGGUGCGAACGUCAGCCGUAACAAGAGUUUCGGCAGCACCACAUUGGCUAUGUCUGGUUCCGAACAUAGCUCGUCACACGGUGGUCAUAAUGCGGCUUACGGCGGUUACUUCGGCUCGCAGCUUCCACCAGGUGCACGCCCGCCAUCGAUGGGUGACCCGUUCGCAGCGUAUAACAAGCCGUCGCAGCAGGCAAACCCGCCACAGCCAUCACCAAACGAGAGCGACCGCGCGUCGGCAGAGCUGCCUAACCCGUUCGCGCAGGGAAGCUCCGGCUCGGGCACGAGCCCUGAGCCGCCAUUGCUCGGCACGAAGUUCAACUCGCCGGAGAGCACUGCUGAGAACGGUGAUGAUGACGACGAGCCGGGCCCUGCGGGUGGGUGGCUUCCCCAGGACAGCAGGAAUAGCUUGCGAGAUGAGGAGGAUUAUGGUUACGGAGGCGGACGCCGCGUCCUGAAGGUGGCGAACGAAUGAUCUGCCUGAUGUAAAUUCCCAUAUGCGCUGUAAGCUUUUAGGUGAGGUCGGGCGACUCGUAGGAGUGCAGGAUGGAGUCUAGGUACCGUCCUCGUGCGCCUCACCUUCGCCCGUGCGUGCGUUUACUUAUUUAUGUUCUCCUACCCACCCAUUGCAUCUUACAUCCCGCGCACCGCUCGGUGAGCCGUCUGUCGCACACUCCGCUGCUUGUCCUCGUCGAUUUCCCGCGCUUUGUUCGAUCCGUGCUUUCGUCGCGCGUGUGUGUUACUUACUUUAUGUCUUCGUGUUAUUGAGCCUUCAUUAUCGAACCCUUCAUAUGACUUUUUGCGUCUGUUGACCUGGCAUCGUUGGCGGUGUGGACGCUCGACCGGGCUUGUUCAAUACUUGUGUCCCAUCUUCAUGUCGUUUUCGGGUGAAAAGUGUACGGUACAUACCUGCUCGUGGGCUACGAGAUGUCCUUCGUGCGA